CACCCAGUUUACUGUGUCAAUGUGGUCGGCACCCAGAAUGCCCACAAUCUGAUCAGUGUGUCCACCGAUGGGAAGGUCUGCUCCUGGAGCCUGGACAUGUUUUCUCAGCCUCAGGACAGCAUGGAGCUACAGUCCAAGCAGAACAAGCCAGUGGCGGCCACCUGCUACAGCUUCCUCUCAGGAGAUGCCAACAAUUUUAUUGUAGGCUCCGAGGAAUGUUUGGUCUACUCCGCUUGUAGACAUGGGAGCAAAGCUGGGGUCAAUGACGUGUUUGAGGGUCAUCAGGGUCCCAUCACUGGCAUAGACACACACAGAGUGUCCGGACAAGUCGACUUCUCCCAGUACUUCCUCACGUCUUCCUUUGACUGGACGGUCAAACUCUGGAGUAUGAAGCAACCAUAUUACAUCCACUCUUUUGAGGACAACAAUGAUUACGUGUAUGAUGUCAGGUGGUCACCAAUACACCCCGCCCUCUUUGCCAGCGUGGAUGGAGAAGGCCGGCUGGAUCUGUGGAACCUUAAUAAUGAGACAGAGGUGCCAACCGCUUCCAUUGUUAUUGAUGGGAAACCAGCACUGAACCAGUGCAGAUGGCAUGAAACUGGGCACCACAUCAGUGUUGGAGACAAUAAUGGCCGCAUUCAUGUGUACGAUGUGGGAGAGCACAUUGCAAACCCUAAGUCUGACGAGUGGUCGAACUUUGUCCACGCACUGCAAGACAUGAAACAACAUGCAGCGGAGAGGGAAGAGGACUCGACCCUGGCAAAAGAGGCAGCCCCUGCUAGAUAA
Molecule: messenger RNA, 786 nt
Organism: Candidula unifasciata
Lineage: Eukaryota; Metazoa; Mollusca; Gastropoda; Stylommatophora; Geomitridae
Source: the annotation of a GenBank genome assembly